GGCAUUUCCAACAUUAUUCUGCUAUCGACAUUUAUUUACGCGACGGCUCCUGCUUCAGGAGGACAUUUGAAUCCGAUGAUUUCGUUUUCGGCAAUUUUGACGGGCCUCUGUUCUGUGCCUCGAGGCAUUCUUUACAUGUGUGGCCAGACUCUUGGUGGUGCCCUCGCCGGUGGAAUUCUCUUGGGCGUCUGGGGUCCUGAAAGAGCAACAAGCCUGAAAGGUGGCGGCUGUUGGUACGACCCAUCCCAAGCAAACCCCGGUCAAAUCUACCUCAACGAAGUCUUCGCCUCGUUUGUUCUCCUCUUCCUGUCCUUUGGCGUCGGUCUCGAUCCUCGACAGGCAGCUCUGUUUGGCCCCCGAAUGGGCCCUCUCCUGGUUGGGGCGUCGUUGGGCUUGGUUUCUUUUUCCACGAGCGGAAUCAUUCCCGGCUAUGCUGGAGCG
Messenger RNA from Trichoderma virens Gv29-8, 441 nucleotides. RefSeq lists its product as uncharacterized. Gene Ontology annotation, biological process: transmembrane transport. Gene Ontology annotation, cellular component: membrane. Gene Ontology annotation, molecular function: channel activity. Lineage: Eukaryota; Fungi; Ascomycota; Sordariomycetes; Hypocreales; Hypocreaceae. The record is from RefSeq and is a predicted model, not a curated record. The annotation marks the transcript as partial. The transcript is spliced from 3 exons.